Molecule: messenger RNA, 2247 nt
Organism: Neurospora crassa OR74A
Lineage: Eukaryota; Fungi; Ascomycota; Sordariomycetes; Sordariales; Sordariaceae
Product: amine oxidase
Exons: 4
Coding region: 97-1920 (607 amino acids)
Molecular function (GO): oxidoreductase activity
Source: RefSeq, a predicted model, not a curated record
CCUACCCCUUUGGAGCUGCUGGCCACCUAUCGAGCUACCAUUCACUACAGUAGCUUGCUGAGCUUUUAGCGUUUGACUGGCGGGCAAGCCUAAGGUAUGAUCAUUGCCUCGAGGUCAUCAGUCAGUGUGUUCAGGCUUUUUGCUUCCCAUAAGAGCACCUCGAGGAUAUAUCAAGAUUUGAAAUCAUCCAGGUUGCAUACAGUCUCGAAUUUCAGUUUCGAUAAGUUGUCGAGUCGGUUUGGUAUUUUUCACAGUCCUUGCAAGUCUGGCACAAUGGAUUCUACAAAAAGACCCCAUGUUGGCAUUGUGGGAGCAGGCAUGGCGGGAUUGCGGAGCGCCGGCUAUCUACUCGAACUCGGCUUCCAAGUCACCAUUCUGGAGGCAAGAGACCGUCUCGGCGGAAGGAUAUACCAAGAAAAGCUCCCCAACGGCCAUUUUGUGGACAUGGGAGCGAAUUGGAUUCAUGGAACGAAAGAAAACUCCAUCUUUCAGCUCGCCAAGGAAACAGGCACUAUCGCGACGAACUGGGACGGCGACGCAGCAGUGUUUGACGAACACGGCGAUAUACUUCCAGCGAAGGAUAGCGAGAGGUAUUCCACGAUAAUGUGGAAUAUUAUUGCGGAGGCUUUUCAGUACUCGGACAAGCACAGUGCCGACAUUGACAGCAACCGAUCACUUUUGGAUUUCUUCAAAGAGAAAGUGGUAGAGCAGAUUCCGGAGACAGAAGAGGACUAUGCAAGGAAAAGGAAGAUUGUGCUCCAGAUGGCGGAAUUAUGGGGCGCAUUCGUGGGCAGUCCUGUUGAGAAACAGAGCCUCAAGUUCUUUUGGCUGGAGGAGUGUCUGGACGGAGAAAACCUCUUUUGCUCCGGCACCUACCGGAAAAUCAUGGAAAAGAUUGUAGCCCCCGUCGUGGAUGGCGGUGCCGAUAUCAAACUCCAAACCAGAGUCGCUGAAAUCUUUGGCAAGUCAAGCACAGGCAGCAGCAACACUGUCAAAGUCAAAACAUCCGACAACCAAUACUACGAGUUCGAAGAACUCGUCCUCACCACCCCUCUAGGCUGGCUCAAGCAAAACCUCCAGGUUUUCCACCCCCCGCUCCCUCCCCGCCUAACGACCGCCAUCCAAAGCAUCGGCUACGGCUGUCUCGAAAAAGUCUACAUCUCUUUUCCCAAAGCCUUUUGGCUCGAACCCGACGCCUACAACAACAACAACAACAACAACAGCAACAGCAACAAGAACAACCGCACAGUCAAAGGUUUCUGCCAAUGGCUCUCGCCCUCCUACGCCUCCGCGACCAAUCCCUCCCGCUGGACCAACGAGAUCGUCGAGCUCGGCUCCAUCGACCCAUCCGUCGCCCACCCGACUCUGCUUUUUUACAUCUACGGCGCCGAGUCCGAGUACGUAACCUCCAAGGUCAGCUCCCUUUCCUCUUCUUCUGCUCCCAGUUCCGAAUUCGAUGCCGAUAAGAACGGCUCCAGCCCCCGAGGCCAAAACGAAGCGACGGCGGCGGCACAACAAUUCCUCUACGACUUCUUCAAACCCUACUACUCCCUUCUCCCCUCCUACAGCCCCACCGACCCCAACUGCCAGCCGAGCGGGUGUCUAGCCACGGACUGGCUGCAUGAUGACCUGGCGGGUAACGGGAGCUACUGUAAUUUCCAGGUGGGACUGCAGGAAGGGGAUAAGGACAUUCUGGCCAUGAGACAUGGGGUGCCGGAGGAAGGGGUGUGGAUGGCGGGCGAACAUACGGCGACGUUUGUGGCGUUGGGGACGGUGACGGGGGCGUAUUGGAGUGGUGAGGAUGUGGCGAGACGGAUUGCGGAGGGGUAUGGGAGGGGGGGUGUUGCUGGUGCUGGUGCUGGUGCUGGUGCUGGUGCUGGUGCUGGUGCUGGUGCUGGGGAGAGGGAGGCGGCUGUUUGAUUUUGAGAUGAGGAUAAAAGGAAGGGUGUUGGGUGAAUGAAUGUGUAUGAUGGUUUGGAGAUGAGGUUCAGCCGGCAGGAGUUUUGGGAUAUGUUGUUUUGUGGUGACAGAUAGCGGUUCUUGUUAGUAGAUAUAUUCAAAGGUGGGAAAGUUGGGAAUACGGUUUCCGGGUGGCGGAUACACAAGAUAGGGUCUGAAAGAUCAUCCAUCUUUCGAUGGCGUUGCGGUGUUGCGGAAUCUGUGACACCUCGGGCGCUUGUGUGAUACCUAACCGUUGCCAAUCUGUGCGACGUUUGGACAUGGUAAUUAUUGUGUAUACUAGGCGGA